UGAGGUGGGGGCGCCGGGCCGGCGGGCGCCUGCGCAGAUCCGGGCGUCCGCUCUCCGUCGCUGCGGGAGGGCGCGGGGGCCCCGGGCGAGCCCAUGGAGCGGCAGAGCGGCUCGGAGGCGGAGCGGGCAGAGGGGGAGGCGGAGCGGGCAGAGAGCGAGCCCGAGGUGAAGAAGCGGCGGCUUUUGUGCGUGGAGUUUGCCUCGGUCGCGAAGUGCGACCCUGCCGUGGCUCAGUGCUACCUGGCGGAGAACGACUGGGAGAUGGAAAGAGCGCUGAACUCCUUUUUCGAGCCGCCCGCGGAGGAGAGCGCCGCGGAAAGCCCCCCUGGCACGGCGGCGGGGCCCGAGUGCUGUGUUGACCUAACAAAUGAAGAGACAACUGAUUCCGUUAGUUCUAAAGCCAGUACAUCUGAAGGGAUUCAGCAAGAAGACGGCAGCGUGUUCUCUUUCAUUACCUGGAAUAUUGAUGGAUUGGAUCUAAACAGUCUGCAAGAGAGGGCUCGAGGGGUGUGUUCCUAUUUAACUUUGUACAGCCCAGAUGUGAUAUUUCUACAGGAAGUUAUUCCCCCGUAUUGUAGCUACCUAAAGAAGAGAGCAAGUAGUUAUGAGAUGAUUACAGGUAAUGAAGAAGGAUAUUUCACAGCUAUAAUGUUGAAGAAAUCGAGAGUGAAAUUUAAAAGCCAAGAGAUUAUCCCUUUUCCAAAUACAAAAAUGAUGAGAAACCUUUUGUGUGUGUAUGCAAGUGUGUCGGGAAAUGAACUUUGCCUUAUGACUUCUCAUUUGGAGAGCACCAGAGGGCAUGCUAAGGAACGAAUGAAUCAGUUAAAACUGGUUUUAAAGAAAAUGCAAGAGGCUCCAGAGUCAGCUACAGUUAUAUUUGCGGGAGAUACAAAUUUAAGGGAUCACGAAGUCACCCAGUGUGGUGGUUUACCCAGCAACAUUUUGGAUGUCUGGGAGUUCUUGGGCAAACCUAAGCAUUGCCAGUAUACAUGGGAUACACAAAUGAACUCUAACCUUGGAAUAUCUGCUGCCUGUAAGCUUCGUUUUGAUCGAAUAUUUUUCAGGACAGCAGCCGAAAGUGGCCAUAUUGUUCCCCAAAGUUUGGACCUCCUUGGAUUGGAAAAACUGGACUGUGGUAGAUUCCCUAGUGAUCACUGGGGGCUUCUGUGCAACUUAGAUGUGAUCUUGUGAAAUGCUUUCCAAAUAAGAGUUUUCUGCCUUCUGAGUAAUUUUGUUCUGGAUUUUUGCAAAUGUAAUUUCUACCUGUCUGGAAAGGUGGGUCAUAUGGAGGAAUUAAUAUACUACGUCAUUGUAACAGGAGAAAAUACUACUGUGAUUCUUAUUUUGUGGAUUGCAUCCUCAAAUUUCAGAGCUAAAUAUUGAUGUUGAUUUAAACUCAAGCAUACAGAGUAUGAGACUAAUUCAUAAAGGCCGCCAAGACCAUCAGAGCUUCUGAUACUGCUCAGAGCUGCCAGCUGGUUCUCAGCAGGGCCACAUUGUCUCUGGGUUAGCCUUUAUAUUAUAUUUUUAAAAUCAGGCACCAAAUAGUUUAUAUCUAAGUAAAUCUUUAAAAAUAAGACGUUACUGUGCUUGGAGGAUUGGAUCUUCCAAUUCAGAUAAUCUUAAGUGAAAAAGCCAUGAUUAUGUGCAUCUAAGUAGGUGGCAACUAUCCUACAGCAGACCUCAUUUUUGUCAGCUAACAGUACAUGAGCGGUAAGCUGUAAAUGAAAUCUUCUGAUUUGAAAUGCCUUUACUAUUUAAAAUUCAUGUUUGUCAACAUGUUGCUCUUCAUUUUGCCAAAAUCAGGCUUGAUAAUGAUUAAAGUUGGUGUUACAGCUGCAUUGGACUUUUUUCCUAACAGAAAAUAAAUUUUUAAAGAGGAAUAGCCUUUUAGAUUUACUUCUUAUACAGCUGAAUUAUUUUACAGGAGAGGGAUAAGGAGCACAUUUCAGUGUGCUUUAAAGAAAUUUUCCCCCCCAUAAAAGGAAUGUACUUUAAAUAAAGAAUUUUACUUGUUUAUA
Messenger RNA from Lutra lutra (Eurasian river otter), 2021 nucleotides. It is a transcript of the gene TDP2, whose product is annotated as tyrosyl-DNA phosphodiesterase 2. NCBI's taxonomy places the organism in Eukaryota, Metazoa, Chordata, Mammalia, Carnivora, Mustelidae. Gene Ontology annotation, biological process: double-strand break repair. The transcript has 7 exons. Gene Ontology annotation, cellular component: cytoplasm; PML body. The record is from RefSeq and is a predicted model, not a curated record. Bases 94 to 1191 code for a protein of 365 amino acids. Gene Ontology annotation, molecular function: single-stranded DNA binding; 5'-tyrosyl-DNA phosphodiesterase activity; protein binding.